AAUCUGCCGCCUGCGACACGCCCACGACGCUAAGCGGUGCUUCAUCAUGGGAGAUGUCCACCGGCAUCAACUGGCAGGUACAGUUGAAAUCUUUUAUCACAUGAGGCCUGGAUAUCUUCUGGCAGCAAAGAACAUUCAAUAGCCAUAUGAGGGCUCGACCACUGCUGGGGAUAAACAUGCGCUGGCGCCAAAUCGUCAAGUAGUUCUCAGUCACUCGAGUCGAUUUUGUAUUUUCCACAUUCGGAACGAGAGUGAUGAAGAAAAAUAAAAGAAACACGCUUCAAUCAAAAAGCAACAUAAAAGUCACAUCUUUUUAGGCACCGAGCUGGUUUGACUGUGACUAUUUGCUUCCCUGUUUGGAAUCUUGGAAGCCGAUCGAAUCCAACCGUGUUCAUGCGUCGUAUUCUCGAUAAAUGCGUUAAAAUGUGAGUAUUUUGAAGAUUAGAGGUGAUUGUUUCUUCAAUUGCACUCUACAACGAAAUCUCAGACCUAAGCUAACUCCUGCUCUAAAUUGACCGGUAUGGCAAUCCUAGAUAGCUUGCUUGGUGCGGCAGAAGCUCAUCUGGACUAAAAAUUACUCCCAGUCUGGAUCACUGUUCAUCGACAACGGACAGCGACAUCUGAUGCCGGUUGAUCGCUCGUGUAGUUCUUAUGUGGAAAUAUCGUGGACUUGAGUGCUGUCAGUGAAUGCCAGUAGGAAUAACGGGCGCUGUGAUGCGGUCAAUUGCGGUACUGGUAGCUGUUGGUGUUGCGGGCGUGCAAAUAGCGCCGAUGAGGACCGAAGACGUACUGUCCAUGGUAAAGCGCACUGAGCUAAUGCUCGUUCGAAGAAAGUAACGGAUAACCAAUCGUAGCUUAAGAUGUUAGCAACAUCACCAGCAACAGUGGUAGAUUUCCCGCAUUAUGUCAUCUGCUGGCAGCUCUAAUAUCGCCGAAGAGGCCUUGCUUCUUCAUAUCUUCUGUACGAGCCACACAUGUUUCAUGAAUAUGGCGAUUUGUCGCCUUUCGACCCAGUCAGAAGAGACGAAAUGACCCACUCCCUUUUUGCGACUGCCAGAUGAAAGACAGCCAACAGGAUCAGCACCUGGGUUGAUGCCAGAUAAAGACUGAUUCUUUCAGGUGGUCACAGAACCACCAAGGGAAAACUUUUCAGAUGACUAUUACCUGGCAAAGUUAAAGGGAAAUGUGCGGCUAAGUUGGGAAGUGCGUACAAUGCUUUCCUCAAAAAAAAAGAAGGUCGUCAGGGGAAUAGCUGGCUUCAGAGCAGCCGGUACUCCCGGUCGCACGGAAACAUUAUGUUCGUAUAGAGGUGACAAAGGAAAUUAGCUUUGAUGAAUACUCGAGAGUGUGAUAAGAUCGUACUUGUCCGCCCAAGCCACUGAACUUGUCUAGUAUUUCAAGCAUCGAUUAAGCCUCAUUGACGCCAUUUCAUCUUGCAGCGUGAAACUCGAGUGCUGCAUUGAAAGACAAGUGUCCCAUCAUUACUGACCGGUCAUCGUUCAAGUGUUUUGAAGUUACCUAGGCCUAAUAGAUGUAUACACUCUUCAUAAAGUGACAGCGUACUUUCUCGAUAAAGUUCUUUACCACUUAAGGAAAAGCGCCCUUAUUCAACAUUCAUGUCUCGAGUACCUACAGUACAGCUUUUUCUAUUUCUGAUCUAUCCUCGAUUGCGGAUACAUGUAUCAAGGACAGGAUCAUCGCAAGAAAAUGCAGUGACGUACCUGCCUUUAUAAGUAACGAUAUAAGUUGUGCCGUUUCUACCGUUGGAUUCACAUCAUUGGCCAAAGCGGCUAUUAAAGUCGAUUAAUCGAGACGUCUCCUCCUGUCUUACGGGAGGCAGAAGCAUGGCAUUAGCAACGACGAUGCUGAUGAAUGCUGAGCUGCCUGGGCCCGCAACUGUUGGGUGCGCGGAUGAUGCCCUGACGAGUCUUGCCUGGCUGCAGAACUUGAACAUCAUGGCUCGCAUAGGAUCCUCAUCCCCUACGCCGCCAACACCACCAGCAAGUCCGAUUCCGUUCGAAGUAUCCCCCGUCGCAUCUGACGUGGCUUCGCCAUGCGGUCGUCGACAAACGCCGAGCGAAUCCUCAGCUGGCACCUGCAAGAGUAUUGCCAAUCUGAUAUCCAGCUGCCAACGAUCAACCGCCAGUCCAGCUUCGUCGAAUAGCAAUUGUAAUGGUAGCAGUAACUCAGGUACAAGUAUGGGUACAAAUGGCAACGUAAGCUAUUCUAAGAAGCGACCCCCACCCGUAGCAAUAGACUUUGCCAACGACGAUUCAGUGAAACCACCAUUUUCAUACGCGACGCUCAUCUGUAUGGCGAUGCAGGCGAAUGCCAAUAAGAUGACUCUAUCUGCAAUUUAUGCGUGGAUACGUGAAAACUUUAAAUAUUAUCGGACAGCGGACCCCGGAUGGCAGAACUCAAUUCGGCAUAACCUCUCACUAAACAAAUGCUUCAUCAAAGUCCCACGGCGCAAGGAUGAGCCAGGAAAAGGUGGCUUUUGGCGGUUAGACCCGGAAGCAGGAUCGCUGGCUGGAGACGGUUCAUUUAAGAAGCGGAAAGCUCCACCUAAUGGUAGUGCAAGUGCGGGAGGCACCCUCACAGGUCGGCCUCACGCCAAGAAAAAAUCUAUCGAAUUUCGGGGUACUACACUCGGUAUUUCGCCAAAGGUAGUUCAGCUCAUUCAAAGGAAGGAAGGCGCUCAUAUUGUACGCGCUCCUAGCAAUGGUGUGGUUAUGCAAGACGUCCUCACGAAAUCCCCUUCGCUAACGCCAGCAUCGUCUGUCAUCGGAUCCGAUUCAAUUUCGUCAGCAACAACAAUCUCUCCUCUUCCCUCAUUUCCUUCACUACAAGGUGCUGGCUCUCAGGCGUCGGCGCAAGCCAGUGGACUCUGUAACUUCGCACCCGCGUCCGUUCAUUCGCCUUCGACCAUUCUUAGCCAGAAACCGCAACAACAGUUGGUCAACCUUAGUGGCAUAGUAAACUACGUACAACAGCAACUUCAACAACAACAACAACAGAUGCACCUUACACCCUUACAGCAGGGGCAGUCAGAGCUAAAUCAAUCUACACAACAACAUCAACUUGUCAUUGAAGCUGAGCCAACAAUUCAGAGUCAGGAGAUGGAGCAAGCAAUGAGCAGUCUAGCAACGCUCGACUGUUGCGGAGCUUUGAAGGCAGUUGACUUGUCAUGGAUCCUAUCCGAGGGAGACUCCCUCGAGUUACACCAGCUUCAGCAGUUACAACAAUUACAUAAUUUUGAGCAACUGGAGGUGGUUGAGGUUACCACAAGUGCCGACGGGGUAUUUGAGGCAAUCGUCCAGCAGGCACCAACAGGUGAGGUUCCGUUACUCGAGGGAGCUGUAGGCUCCCUGGAAACGUGUGCAGUGCCUUCAACAGCUGCUGCUCUACUUCAAUCGGCAAAUGCUCAUCCACUAAUUACCUUGCACCAAGUAGAACCUCCCAGUCAGGAUGCUACUCAGGACCCAACACAGGCGGGUGCAACGACGGCUACUGUGGAACUUGUGGCUGCUCCGGCAUCGAGUGGAGUAAGCGAAACCGACGACGCUGGGAUAACUGGUGACGUUUGGUGGGAUAAUUGUUGUUUCACCAAUGAUGCUUCACCUUCGUCGUCUACUCAAUGUGCUAUGGCAACUACAACAACAAUCAGUACCGUUUCCUCAACGACAGGCUCAACAUCGAUUAGCACAAGCACUGAGGUCAUCUGCACUUCGACGGGCGAUCGGCUCGAUCAUUCGGUGCAGCCGGCGCAGAUUUCCACCCCGCAUGGCGCUUCUAGUCACGAAAAUACGUCCGGGACCAGGCUAAUCCUCCCUAGAGCUGUCGUCCAGAAUAUGGCCGGACGUGUUACUAAGGUUGGUAACGGUGCAUCUCUGGUAACGUCAGACGGAGGAGGAGGUGGUGUCUGCAACAGCGCGGCGAGCAUGGGGUGCUUGUCUCCACCAACGAGUGCUGGAGGUUCCUCACCUCACCAGCCAAUUGACCACCACCUUGAUGAGCAAACUACUCUAAUCGGUUUAGAUGAACAGACAGAUCAUGUUUCGCUCUCAAUAGAUCGGUCACCGAGUCAUGAUUCUUCUGAAGACGGAGCCAGUCUGAUGUCUGGAAACAAGGUGAGGUCAGAAACGUCGAUGGACAGGACACAUUUGGAGCAACAACGUGCUAGUCCAUUGGAUGCCACCUCGUUGGAGGUGACACACCAUCUAGAACAAAAUGGCCUGGCUGUGCAAGCUGCGAAUCACCAGCAUCUAGACGCAUCGGGUGUCCGCAUAGAAUCAGGUCAAUUAGAACAUGCGGCAUGCCAUCUUGAGCCGACGUCCUGCCAAAUUGAGGCUUCUAUACCAGCGCUGCCUGUGCUAGAGUCGAGUCUGGCAUCGGGUUCAUCUCCACAGGCAAUGGAAAAUCGGCACCAGCAAUACGUUGUACUGACAGGAAACAACGAGCCUGUAAUUCAAGCAGCUAGCACUCAACCAGGUGUUGGCACCGUAAACUGUGGCUCCGAGAUCUCUUUCGGGUCUGCUCCCCCGUCGGCUGGAAGCGUGGCUUCUGUAGCAUCGGUCGCCUCCCGCUGGGACGAUGAAUGUAAGGCAGCCCUCGAAGCAGCAGCAAUUGAGCUCGAAGCAGCCAAUUACAACUUUUAGAAAAAAAACUCAACUUCUAGAAGACCGAAUUAGCCAGCGAUGUCUCCCCGGCAAGAACCGAAUCCACUGCCGUGGAUCCCGCAGUGGUACUAGUCCUUAUGACGAAAGGCACCCGAAACUGGUACUUCCUGUCACGCUCUUAAAACACGAUAAUACACAACAACAACACCUAUCCGCAGCAAAACAGAGGUCCAAAGACAGGUAAAGGGAUACGUGACGCCUUCGAUAUUUGCUGGUUGAUCGUAUGUGAAUCGAUUCAGAACCAAUGAUAAUCUCCGUAGAUAACGUCCACUCAGAGCACGAAUCCACUUGUGUGCGAUUAGCAGCUCCUUACUCUCACGUCAGAUGUGGAAGUAGCACUGGUCAAUUCCGACGUUCGUUAAACCAGUAAGCUCAAACUUUCGGGGAGGCAUCAACACGUAGGUAACCAACGUAGUAGUUUGAUUAGACAUUGUCGCCGAUGUAGUGACUCAUCGAAACUAUUUUAUACCGUCAUUUCAAGGCGACGAAAUCCAACUUCUAUAUAAUGUAGUGUAUAUUAGGGGAUAGUUAUAUGUAUUUACAGAACUAGAUAGGUUCACUAAUCAUGUUUGCCAUUGACGGUAUCCGCCAUGAAAAUCGUAUGAUCGGUUAUAAAUUUUGAGAGAUUGUUUAGCGCCAAAAUCCUUUUAGGGAUUAACGCAACAAAUUUUGUACUUUGAGAAAUUGCUUAUCUUAGUUGAGAUAUGCUGGUCCGGAACAGAUUAUCUGACCGAAUUCUAUUCUCGAAUCUCUUUGCCUAGAAAAAUGGCUGUCAUAUAUUAUUACUACGUCUAACCUUUAAGAUAUCACUCGCCAAAGUGAAUUGCGUCCUAUAUGGGUCAUUCCCUAUCGCCGUGAGGGCAUUUACCUGCGUUUAGCAAAGGUAAACAAAUCGUUCGCUAAUGCAAACAGCUCUGCUGAGGGAACAGACGCUAAUAUCUUUAUUUAUUUGUUAACUGUGUGUAUAUAUAUGAUUUAUCCAUUUCUUUAUUACUGUUAUCUAGCUCGGUGUGUUGAAUUCGGUCGAAUUCCAUAGGUUUAAGAAAUUUCUUUGUGUAUAUAACUUAGUGAAAAUAGGCGGGUAUUAAAUAUCCUAGCUCAACAAUUUAAUUACAACUGAAUGACAGGGAUGAAAGUUACAAAGUUCAAAAUAUUCUACAUUAAUUCAUAGGCACAAGUGUUGCGAUGGUCUGUAUGGUCGCAUAUUCUUAUAAAAACUUCCUUUAUAUUAACUAGUGUUAUUGUUAUCGCUAUUAGCUUCUAUGGAAUUGAUUCAGGAUUUGACCUAAGUUUUGUAAAAAUUAAUUUCAGCGAGAUCUCGAAUGAAACUGCCUUUUAAUAAAUGUUUAAUUGGAUAUCAGGAUAAGCUUUCACU
Molecule: messenger RNA, 6054 nt
Organism: Varroa destructor (honeybee mite)
Lineage: Eukaryota; Metazoa; Arthropoda; Arachnida; Mesostigmata; Varroidae
Biological process (GO): regulation of transcription by RNA polymerase II
Cellular component (GO): nucleus
Molecular function (GO): RNA polymerase II cis-regulatory region sequence-specific DNA binding; DNA-binding transcription factor activity, RNA polymerase II-specific
Source: RefSeq, a predicted model, not a curated record